AUGAAACACCUCAUACUUUUUAUUUUAGUAACUACAUACUUUAGGCUACACGAAGCCUGCGAGAAUAAUCGUGUUGAACUUCAUAACGAACUCGGUCCAGGUAGAACUCUUGAGUUCCAUUGUUCUUCCGUACACGAUUUACGCGAUGAUUUAGGCGUCAAGAACUUAAACUUCAAUGCUCCUCCAUUUGUCAUCGAGUUCCAUGACAAUGUGGUUUAUAGAACAAUAUGGAAUUGUUUGUUAAGGCAAGGAGUUAACAAGGAAUAUUUUUAUAAUAUUGAAGCAUACAAAGCACCAAAAAAUUUUAUCCCUAGAUGUGGCCAACUACGUGUAUGGACGGCCAAACUUGAUGGGAUAUACUUUUCAAAAAACGUUGGUAUACCACCCGUUUUAGCACUACGCUGGAAUAAAGCAUAA
Molecule: messenger RNA, 417 nt
Organism: Eruca vesicaria subsp. sativa (arugula)
Lineage: Eukaryota; Viridiplantae; Streptophyta; Magnoliopsida; Brassicales; Brassicaceae
Source: the annotation of a GenBank genome assembly